Molecule: messenger RNA, 1611 nt
Organism: Papilio xuthus (Asian swallowtail)
Lineage: Eukaryota; Metazoa; Arthropoda; Insecta; Lepidoptera; Papilionidae
Product: synaptic vesicle glycoprotein 2A
Exons: 10
Coding region: 9-1565 (518 amino acids)
Biological process (GO): transmembrane transport
Cellular component (GO): membrane
Molecular function (GO): transmembrane transporter activity
Source: RefSeq, a predicted model, not a curated record
UAAUAAAAAUGCUGGCCGAAAAUAAUGAAAAUAUGAAAAGUAUAACCGCAAAAUGUAGCUACGAUGAAGCUUUAAAUUCAACUGGUUUUGGAAGAUACAACUACUGGAUGUUGUGCUCAUGCAAUCUACUCAUCCUGGCGAUGUACCUGGACAUCUUUGGUUUCUCCGUGGCGCUGCCAGCGGCCGCCUGCGACAUGCGGCUCACAAUCACGCAGCAAGGAUUACUGUCAGCAGUGCCUCUGAUUGGAGUCAUGUUGUCUUCAUACGCAUGGGGUCUGUGCGCCGACACCCUCGGCAGACGUCGGACCCUCCUCAUAGCAAUGCCGAUAGGCGCUGUCAUGAACCUUAUUGCCAGUGUGGCGCCAACUUACGCCUCUUUGGCAGUACUCAAGUUUCUGUCAGCAGGCUUCACUUCGUCAGCUAACGCUGCUGCGUUUGUGCUGCUGGGGGAAACAACGCCUACGCGACAUCGCAGCCGCUUUCUCUUCCUCAUGGCCAGUGCGACCAUGUACGUCCAGCUCGUCAUAUGCUUAGUAGCAAUACCAGUUUUCAAGCUCUCGUUUGACGUAUACGUCCCAUUGCUGAGCCUGAACUACCGACCUUGGCGACUGCUGAUGCUGAUCAUCAGUCUGCCCGGUAUCCUCGGCGUGAUUGGUAUGGUCUUCUUACACGAAAGUCCCAAGUUCCUGCUCAGUUCAGGCAAAGAGGAUGACGCUGUUAAUGGACUGAAGAAAAUGUAUUCCUAUAACACGAUUGGAAAGAACGAUUACUAUGUUACACAAAUAUUUCUAGAAGAGGCGACAGUCAACAUUGCUUCUGACGUAUCGUUCGUGCGUAAAAUGUGGAAUCAAACAGCGCCUCUAUUCAAACCUCCGCUGUUGAAGAAUUCUUUGAAACUCUACUAUUUGCUAUUGAGUGCUUAUAUGACGUCAACAGGAUACACUAUGUGGGUUCCUACAAUGACUAAUGCAUACUUCAACGGUGAGGACAACUCUGGCAAAACGUUCUGUGAUGUCGCCAGCACUUCCACUUCUAACGUUACGGUGUCAACAAACUGCAACAGUGCCGUUCAGCCACUAACCUUGUACGCAGUGGCUUGUUACUCUGCUGUAUCAGGCAGCCUCAAUAUUAUACUUUCAUUCGUAGUUGGCAGCGUUGGAAAAAAGAAAAUAACAAUACUCAUAUUCAUUGUAUCUGUACUCAGCGGUUUGGCGCUCAUUUUCGUGACACUUCCGCUACUUAGUAUUGCCCUAUUUUAUUUUUUCAAUUAUGUUUCCUUAAUUUUGGGUACAGUCAAUACUUACUUGGUGGAAUUGAAUCCCACUUACUUACGGGGAAUGGCUACGUGUUUGUCUGUAGUAGUAGCAAGAGGAUUCGGCUUUAUAAGUGUACAAUUAAUUGCAUCGCUACUUUCCGAUCACUGUACGCCCAUGAUAAGUGGAUAUGUCGUUUUAGUUAUGUCUGGAUUAGCAGUAACUUUCUCGCUUCCAGCAGAUGCAACAAAUAAAGUGGACCCUGCUAAUCAUGUAACGAAAUCGAACGACACUACAAAAACACGGUGCUAAUUUUCUAAAAGUAUCUAAAGACGAUUUUGUUUCAAUUUCAAUUACU